UCUGUAGUGUGAGGUCGAACUAUAUGUAUACCAAAAAUGGUUACCGAAAAUAAUUGCAAAGGAAAGUUUGGGACGAUCUCCGAACGCCUCGGCAACAAAUGCUACGGGUUCGGCGUGCGGCACCUGCAGAGCGUGUGCAUGUGCCUGUGCAUGAUCUCGUUGUUCAUAGCGCGCGGCAGCAUGGCCGUCGCCGUGCUCGCCAUGACCGAUCACUCGCGCAUCAACAGCACCGACAUCACGAUAUACGAAUGGGACAAGAACAUACAGGGGCUGAUCCUGUCGUCAUUCUUCUGGGGCUACACGCUGAUGCAGAUCCCGGCAGGGCUGUUGGCAAAGCGCUACGGGGGCAAGCCCGUGUUGCUGGUGGCGCUGCUCGCCAACGGCGUCAUUUGCGGCCUGCUGCCCGUGCUCUCCUAUGUCGGCGGGUGGCCGGUGGUAUGCGCGUGCCGUGUGUUGAUGGGCCUUACGCAGGCGUGCCUGUUCCCCGCUUCUCACACGCUGCUCGGCCGCUGGCUGCCCGCGCAGGAGCGCACCACGCUAACCGGCAUUAUCUACGGCGGCACACAACUGGGAACAAUCAUAGCGAUGCCGCUCUCGGGUCUGCUCGCGGAGACAGCUAUCGGGUGGAAGCUGAUAUUUUACUCGAUAUCAGGGCUCAUGUUCACGUCGGCCGUCGUGUGGUACUUCUUCUCGGCAAGUACGCCUGGCGAGCACCGCUUCAUGACGGAGCUGGAGCGUCAAUACAUCGAACGGGGGCUGAACACUUGCGGGGGAAAGGUUCUGCGCACGCCGUGGCGUCACAUCCUGCGCUCGCGCGGCCUCUGGGCGAUCGCCAUCACACAUAUCGGCUUCUCCUGCAGCUACGUGCUGUUCUUCGUCGACAUGCCCACUUACUUGGAGAAAGGAUUACACAUAUCUCUAAAGAAUAGCGCGUCGCUAUCGGCACUGCCGUACGCGGGCAUGUGGCUAGGUAACAUCGUGUCCGCCUCUGUAUCGGAGAAGAUAUUCAACCGCGGCCUGCUCUCCGUCGGCACCUGCAGGAAGCUCUUCAAUUCUGUCGCCUGCUUCGGCAUGGCCGUGGGUCUCGCGGGACUGUCCUUCAUCGGCAAGGAGCACGAGAACAUGGCUAUCGCAGUGCUGGUUGCCACUCUCACGCUCUACGGUUUCUCCUCUGCUGGGUUCAUGAUGAGCCACCUGGACAUGUCGCCGAACUUCGCGGGCGUGAUGCUCUCUCUGACCAACUUUAUCGCAAACUUUGGCAGCGUGGGGACUCCGCUACUUACCAGCUUUAUUUUAAAUAACGAUCCCAUGGAUUUAAGCCGAUGGCGCAUAUGUUUCCUAAUAAUAUCAUCUUUGCUAAUCGUCACCAACAUUAUGUACAUGAUAUUCGCGUCGGCAAAGUGCCAGCCGUGGGACGACCCCGACUUUGAAGAUAAGAAGUCUGCUGACCCAGAGGAGGUAACGCCAGCUUUAACAAGCUCUGCCAUACUAAAAGCAGAAGAGGCAAAGAACCACUAACGACACUGCUUUACCAAAAGCGUGCAAAAGACAUUGGAAACUCACAAAGGAACGACGGACCUACUACAGAAAGAUACUUCAAUAGCAAAUACAGCGGAAAAGAUGAACCACGAUCUCGCACUACAAGAAUUUGUAUAUCAUAUAAUAUGUAUGUGACCUACCUACCUAGGGAAUCAUAUGAUUAUAUCAAAUGAUUUGAACUUAAUAUAAGGUAUACUAGGCUUGUAUUUUU
Papilio machaon (common yellow swallowtail) is the source of this 1750-nucleotide messenger RNA. RefSeq names its product putative inorganic phosphate cotransporter. Gene Ontology annotation, molecular function: transmembrane transporter activity. The record is from RefSeq and is a predicted model, not a curated record. The transcript is spliced from 11 exons. Gene Ontology annotation, biological process: monoatomic anion transport; transmembrane transport. NCBI's taxonomy places the organism in Eukaryota, Metazoa, Arthropoda, Insecta, Lepidoptera, Papilionidae. Bases 37 to 1518 code for a protein of 493 amino acids. Gene Ontology annotation, cellular component: plasma membrane.